Messenger RNA from Solenopsis invicta (red fire ant), 972 nucleotides. Its product is annotated as protein ALP1-like. Lineage: Eukaryota; Metazoa; Arthropoda; Insecta; Hymenoptera; Formicidae. Bases 1 to 972 code for a protein of 323 amino acids. The transcript has 3 exons. The record is from RefSeq and is a predicted model, not a curated record.
AUGGACUGCGGCGGGCAGACGGGACCCCCGAUCCCGGCAGGUACCCACAGCGAUCCCCCGACCAGAGGUCUCGGAUGUACAACAGUAAGCAAUAUUAUAUCUGAAACAUGCGAAGUAAUUUGGAAUGAGUUAUGCCCAAUUGUUCUUCCACCUUCUUUAUCGAAAAAAGAUUGGAAAAGUAUUGCAGCAGACUUUGAUCAACGAUGCGAUUUCCCUCACUGUAUCGGUGCUAUUGAUGGAAAACACAUUGUUAUUCAAUGCCCUAAUAAUGCUGGUUCCAUGUAUUACAAUUAUAAACAUAGCCAUAGUAUCGUUUUAAUGGCAGUAUGCGAUGCUAACUAUAUGUUUACAUUUGUUGACAUUGGAGCCUAUGGUAGACGCAGCGAUGGUGGAAUUUUUAAAGAAUGCCAAUUUGGCAAAAAAUUUGAACAAAAUAAAAUGAACGUGCCAGAAGCAGAGGAUAUUUCUAGAAAUGGUCCCAAAUUGCCGUAUUGCCUUGUUGGAGAUGAAGCAUUUCCUUUAAAAGAAUAUUUGCUUCGACCAUACUCAGGAAGGGGCGGGCUGACUAAAGAAAAAAAUAUAUUCAAUUAUCGACUAAGUCGUGCCAGACGAGUGAUUGAAAAUACAUUUGGUAUUCUUGCCUGUCAAUGGCGAAUACUGAGAAAGCCAAUAAUUGGCAAAGUAGAAACUGUUGAAAGAAUUGUGCAAAGCAUUGUGUGUUUGCAUAAUUGGUUACGAAAACAGGACAUAAACAAAAAUGAAUACAUAACUACAAGUAUGAUCGAUCAUGAUGGUCCUAAUGGUUUUAUACCUGGUUCUUGGAGAAUGGUUGUUGAAAACGGUUCUGGUUAUCGUGAGGUACAAAGAGCAGGGGCAUAUAUGAGUACUCGGAAAAGUAUGGAAGUGCGAGAAAAUUUUUGCGAAUAUUUUAAUAAUGACGGAUCUGUAUCAUGGCAAGAUGAUUAUGCUUAA